AUGUCCACCAGAAACGCUUCACAUCCGAACAACACUACGGUGGAAGCACACAACGAAGACUGCGUUCAAAUCAACAAAGAGAGGCGGAGCUUCAAUCUCAAACUGCCAAAGGCAGACAAAGCCUUCUUCUCCGCUUACAUCAAUCACAUUACAAGAUGGGCAAAGGAUUUUAGUAGAGAGAGUAAAGAAAUCACGCUCUACAACAAAACAGGUGAUGCUGUCUACGGGUAUGGAUGGACCGGCAUUCCGUUUAAGCAUUCUUCCACAUUGGACAAAAUCGCUCUUGAUCCUCCUCUCAAAUGCAAGAUUCUGAUGGAUCUCGCUCUUGAUCCUCCUCUCAAAUGCAAGAUUCUGAUUGAUCUCGACCCCUUUAAGAGAGGAAAGGUUACGAGUCUUUCUAACGACAAUGAACAGGAGAAGAGAAGCAACAAAGUUACUCUGUCUGGUUUUCUCAAUUUCACAGAUGGCUUGUGGUUCUGCUGCGGAGAUGAGCGUAUUAUUGUGUUUACGACCAACCACAAGGAUAUGCUUGAUCCAGCCCUGCUCAGGUGUGGGAGGAUGGACAUGCACAUUCUGCUCUCUUUCUGCACUUUUCCUGCAUUUAAAUCUCUUGCUUUUAAUUAUUUGGAGAUAGAGGAUCACCCACUCUUUUCCGUCAUGGAACAGAAGAUGGCAUGCGGGGCUGAGAUGACUCCUGCAAAUUUUAUAGAAGUUCUGAUGAAUAAAAUGGCCGACCCAGAUGAAGCUUCACAUGAUUUGAUUUUUGCGCUGGGUGGAAAGAAAAGAGUAAGGAAUGCUCUGCGGAGACUACGUAGAAUAUAA
Cryptomeria japonica (Japanese cedar) is the source of this 822-nucleotide messenger RNA. RefSeq names its product AAA-ATPase At4g30250-like. Gene Ontology annotation, molecular function: ATP hydrolysis activity; ATP binding. The transcript has 3 exons. The coding region runs from base 1 to 822 and encodes 273 amino acids. The record is from RefSeq and is a predicted model, not a curated record. Lineage: Eukaryota; Viridiplantae; Streptophyta; Pinopsida; Cupressales; Cupressaceae.